GCAUGAUGAUCGAUUGAUUCUUCAUGGAGAUGGAUGGCCCUUUCAUCUCUACCGACACGUAAACGCUGCUACUACCUAGCCUCUAUUCUCCCCUAGGAACUACUACUACUCUAUGGCGGCGAUGGGCCAUGUUCGAACGUCGGGAGCGAAUUGGACCGCAGGAACUGUCGGCCAAUGUACGUGCGACUGAGCUGAUCCACGGACACGUUCGCUGUUCCAAACGCGCGACGCAUGGCGACAAACGCAUCCGUGCUGUCGGACCAUCGCUCUGCCGCUUCGAGGGCCACCAUCCAUUCGACAUAGGUUUCCACGGUCAUGGCCGUCCCUCUCGCGUUCAUCUGGUCCACCACAGCCAUGGCCUCGGCCGCUCGUCCUCCUUCAUUCAACAGCCGCAUCACGACCGCAUACGAGUCCCCACGGACGAGCACGAACUUCUUCUUGGCCGCUUGAAUCGGUUGUUCUUGUUCGUCGUCUUCCAAGGCGGUCAAUGCGUCGAGGAAGGCCCGCGCGUCGUCCAGGACAUUCACCUGCCUUGUGAUGGACAUCACUUCAAAUAGUUGAAACACCCGGAGCACCAGGAGCGACGCGUCAUCUUGUUGGUCGUCCAGCGCGCGUUCAAGCAGCUGCCACUGGGGGUCCAAUACGUGGCUCGUGACCGCGUGCAGGUCCACGGGGACAUCCGACGCCCGCGGCGGCGCCUCCAGGCACCGCUUCCACGCGUCCAGGUACACUUGGAAGGCCACGCCGUCGGGGCGGACGUUGUGCUGCACGAGCAUCGCAUCGUACACGUCCAUCGCUUGGCGCGGCUGGUCGGCUUUCAAGCACUUGACCAUCACCAGCGUGAAGGGGACGGCCGACGGAGCGAUGCCUUCCUCUCGAGUCAUCUCGCGAAGCAGCCGCUGCAUGUCCCCGACAGAAUGCGCAGGCGAUUGCAGCAGCGAGUGCAGCAUGUGACUUGAUUCGUUGUAGGGCUUGUGUGAUAGCCUAGUGGUCAAAUCCGCCGCCGCCGCCUUCAAGUCGGCCAGGACCAUGAACGCCAUGUCCACGUCCCUGCGCACGCAACAUGCACGCAGGAGCGCGUUGUACACGCCAACGUCCAUCGACGUGGACGCCGGCAGGUCCAGCAGCAGCCGCCGCGCGUCGUCGAUGUGGCCGGCCGACGCGAGGAGCUUGAUGUAGCGCAUAUACGUCGUGGCUGUGGGAGUGAGCCCCAUGUCUUGCAGCCCUAAUGCCCAAUAUAUGUGAGUUCCAUC
Messenger RNA from Aphanomyces astaci, 1253 nucleotides. RefSeq lists its product as hypothetical. The transcript has 2 exons. The record is from RefSeq and is a predicted model, not a curated record. Bases 129 to 557 code for a protein of 142 amino acids. NCBI's taxonomy places the organism in Eukaryota, Oomycota, Saprolegniomycetes, Saprolegniales, Verrucalvaceae.